AUGAAGCUCAGCCUUGCUGCUACCGUUCUAUCCUCCCUCUCAGUUUUGCCUGCCGUCAUCGCAGCGCCAUCCCCCGAGCCCGAUUCUUCCGAGCAUUCUUCCGAGCUUGUCAAAAAGGACUGCCCCUCUCUCAUCGAGGGCUACUAUCUCGGAACAUGCAACGGCUUGUCCUGCAAGUGGCACGGCGUCAAUCUCGACUGUGAGAUUGGAAAAUGCGUCGGCAAGGGAGGUGGCGACGGAAGCUGCUGCCACGUCAAGGGCAGAGUCCAUUGCCCCAACGGUGGCUGGAUCGGCGGCCAGUGA
This is a messenger RNA of Clonostachys rhizophaga, 303 nucleotides long. NCBI's taxonomy places the organism in Eukaryota, Fungi, Ascomycota, Sordariomycetes, Hypocreales, Bionectriaceae. The record is from the annotation of a GenBank genome assembly.